AUGGUCGCGGCAGCAGAGUCAGCUAUGGGGAUUCAGACAGGUUUGCUGGGUGGUGAAGAAGGAGGCGUUCAGUCCGGGAGCUGUGCGGCGGGCGACAUAGAGGAAUCAACACAGUCGGUGGUGCGCCCAGAUCCAAAGGCUCCAGGCUGGUUUAAGAGGGUAAGAGUAGGGAAGGCACCACCUGAUAGAGCACCUUGCCCAGCUAGACUUGGGGCGCUUGAACAGACCGUGAGAGAUUUUGCGGAGAAUCCUUCUGAUCAUGUAAUUAAAAUUGAGUUGGGCCUAAGUUUUGAUUCGUUGAACGAAGCUUAUGAUCUCUACAAUCUGUAUUCGUGGGAGAAUGGAUUUGGUAUAAGGUAUGGCAAGAGCAGGCUAAAUGUGGAGAGGACAAAGUGUAUGCAGGAGAUCGUCUGCGGCUGCUCGGGGAAGCCAGAGAAGGAGCACACAAGGUCUUGCAGGUGUGAAUGCCCAGCUAUGAUUCGGUUGCUCCGGACUGAUGACAACGGAUGGUUUAUUGCUGAGCACCGGGUAUCGCACAACCACUCGUUGUCUUUAACUUGUGGCGAGAGGGUUCACUGGCCUUCGCACAAACACAUAGACAUAUACACAAAAAACCUUGUGAAGCAGCUUAGGGAAAACAACAUAGACAUUGGUAAAGUGUAUGCCAUAGUGGGAAGCUUUUUUGGUAGUAUGGAGAAUGUUCCAUUCACGAAAAAAACCCUGAAAAACCUAUGCGGAAAAAUCAGUCGUGAUCAGGCUGAUGAUGAUGUACACAAGACGAUGCAAGUUUUCUCAGAGAUGGCGAAGAAAGAUCCUGACUUCACAUUUAGAGUACAAACAGAUAAUGAGGGGCGCAUAAAAAACUUGAUGUGGGCAACUGGUGCUGGAAGGGCACAGUAUAAAUAUUUUGGAGAUGUUCUGACCUUCGACACGACAUACAAGACCAAUUUGUAUGACAUGCCAUUUGGGCUGUUCGUCGGGGUUAAUAAUCACUUCCAGAGCAUUAUACUGGCUGGGGUGAUGGUUAGGGAUGAGCAGUUGGAGAGCUUCGAGUGGGUUUUCUCAGAGUUUGUAGCAAUGAUGGGAGGCAGCCCUCCACAAACUAUUUUGACAGACCAGUGUAGGGCCAUGGAGGUCGCAAUAAAGAAUAUAUUGCCGAGCACAGCCCACAGGUGGUGUAAGUGGCAUGUGCUGAAGAAGGCGAAGGAGUGCCUUGGUACACUGUACACGAAGAGAAAUGAGUUCAGAGCCGAGUUUCACAAGGUAAUCAACCACAUGAUUACGGUCGAGGAGUUCGAGACUGCUUGGAAGAUGCUGGUUGAGAAGUAUAACCUCCAAAACCAUCCGUACAUGGUUCAGCUCUAUGAGAUCCGAGAUAAAUGGGCAAGCCCGUACUUCAAAGGAGUUUUCUGUGCUAAGAUGACAACCACACAGCGCAGCGAGAGCGCGAACAACAUGUUGAAGACCUAUGUUCCACCGGCGUGCCCAAUGCACAUGUUUGUGAGGCAUUACAUGAGGCUACAGUUCGACAGAGAUUCAGCUGAGUGUGCUGAGGAAAAGCGGACACGUCUGGCGCGGCCCCUGCUAAGAGUGAAUCGAGCCUUCGAACGGCACGCGAGCAAGAUAUACACGAGGGCAAUGUUCGAGAAGUUCGGGGAGAUCCUUUAUGAAGCAGGAUACUAUGAGGUUGAAAUGGUGGAGUUUGGGAAGAUAUAUAUUGCAAAGAAUAUACAGGCUGAUAAAAGGGAACAAUGGAGCAGGGUGCGAUUCAGAGUGACCGUCGCAGAAAACAGGGACGAAUUCGACUGCGAGUGUGGCCAGUUCCAGCACAUGGGUUUGCUGUGCUGUCACAUAUUGAAGAUCAUGGAUCACUUGGAUGUGAAGGAAAUACCUGAGAAGCACAUAAAGAAAAGAUGGACGGUGGAUGCAAGGGAUGUACUACCAGAUCACUUGGCACACUACCAACGAGACCAACUAGCAAAGGGCACUUUCACUUUCCGACACUCGAAUCUAUAUAUUCAAGCCAUGCAGCUGGUAAGGCUGGGUGACACGUCGGUAGAGUCGUACGAGAAGCUUAUGGACAUUUUCAAAGAUGCACUUGUAGUAAUGCAGCCGUACGGAGAGCAACCAGACGGACUUGGCCUGGAAGAACAGCUAAAGGAUAAGCAAAAACAGGUGCAAGCUUCGGCGGGGGUACGAGCCGGUGGGGUAACACAGUCGGAAACUGGAAUUGAUGCUCUGCGGGCGCCGUCGAAGAAGCGUCCUGCUGGCAGACCAACAAAUAGCAGAGACAAAGCACCGUACGAGGGGACAAGCAAGCGAACAAGGUUCUGUACGAUAUGCAGAAGGCCAGGGCACAAAAGCACGACUUGCCCUGAUAGAGGGGACCUGCCGAAGAAGCCACGAAGGGCGGGGAGAUGCACAGUUUGUGGAGUUGAAGGGCACAGGAAAGACACUUGUCUGAAGCCCAGAGGGCUAGAAGGUUGCUGA
Lolium rigidum is the source of this 2490-nucleotide messenger RNA. RefSeq names its product protein FAR1-RELATED SEQUENCE 5-like. Lineage: Eukaryota; Viridiplantae; Streptophyta; Magnoliopsida; Poales; Poaceae. Bases 1 to 2490 code for a protein of 829 amino acids. Gene Ontology annotation, molecular function: zinc ion binding; nucleic acid binding. The record is from RefSeq and is a predicted model, not a curated record. Gene Ontology annotation, biological process: regulation of DNA-templated transcription. The transcript is spliced from 6 exons.